GAAAUUUUGAUAUUGCCACGCACUCAAUACCUCUUUUGAAAGGUAAAACAGUUAUUUCAUUAAUAAGAAGUUAAACCACAAAAAUACUGAACUCCGAAGAAAAUUCAAAACGGAAAGUCCCUAAUCAAAUGGCAAAAUCAAAAGCACAAACACAUCAAACGAAUGGACAACAACUGUCAUAUUCCGGACUUGGUACAGGCAUUUUCUUAUGUAGAAAAUGGUGGAUUGAACCUGGUUUUAUAGCGCUAAACUUCUCACUUGUAUGACAGUCGCAUCAAAUUCCAUUAUAUUGACAACGAUGCGUGAAUAAAACAAACAGACAUAAUAGGUAAAAAUAUCACAUAUAUUCAUCAUUAUUAUUGUAUUGCAAACCUCUUUUACUCUUUACCUUCCAACAAACCUCCAGGUCAACCAAUAAUCACUGGAUCACAACGCUAUGAUUUAGGAGAUACAGUAACAAUAUCGUGCAGUUCUACAGGAGGAAAUCCUUCACCUACAGUGAAUUGGCUGAGAGAUAACAAUAUUAUCACAACUGGUAUAAAUAGAUUUUCAGGUAGUGGGAUGACAAGAACAACGCUGACCUUUGUUGCUGGUUUAGAAGACCACCUUGAAGUGUUUGAAUGUCAGGCUAAUAACGGCUAUUUACAGAACCCUCUUGCGUCGACAACAUAUAUUGAGUUGUACUUUGCUCCAAGGGUUCCAACACUGACUGGUCCUCCAACCCUUCCUUCUGGAUCCUCUGGAAAAUGGACGUGUUCUUCAGCGAAUGGAUACCCUGCUCCUACCAUAUCAAUGAGAAUCCAAGAUAGGCAAUAUACAAACGAGAUAAUUGUUGUACAGUCAUAUGAUGUUAUUGACAGAAGUUAUACAGUAACUGGUACAUUGAAUUUAGUUCCGUCGAUUGACAAAACUGGACAAGAUCUUUGCUGUGAUGUUAGUUAUCUAUUUGAUAACAAUGAUCCUCAAUCUACUUGCUUGCAAUUAACAAUCAAUGAGAAAGACGAAGACAAUAUCAUAAUUUAUGUCGUGAUUGGAAUUUUUGCAGUGUUGGUUCUAUUUGUAUUACUUAUUUUGAUAAUACGGUCCAGAAGAGGUCGAGAGAAAAGGAAAGAUAAUGCACACAGCAAAUACGUAUCCCAACAGGCAGCUUUUUCCAACCAGCACGAUAAUGCAGAUUAUAGUACACAUCGAGAUUGUGACAGAGAUUAUGACGGGUUGGAUUCAAACAGACGAGAGAUGCACGUUUAUAACACAUCACAAGACAAUGAAGAGUAUAGUCAGUAUUCGACAAUACCAGCAGACCAUGUGUUUGUGGACCCAAACCAUACAAACCUGAAACGAGAAAACACUUAUUUGGAACCAGCCCAUUCUAACUUGAAACAAGACCAUACUAACUUGAAACCAGACAAUACUUACUUUGAACCCAUAAGUGGAAACUCAAUGACGGCUACAACGUAGAACACAUAACGGUCGAAAUAAAAAUCUGGAAUUGUCUGGAAAAGUUGUUUAUGAAGGGAGGGAUAUAAUUAUUGCCAAUAGAAUCACUUUAAUCAACAUAUAUAAACCUUUAAAAUCGCCAUGGAUACAUAUUUCAUUUAUUUAGAUCAUUAGGUGAACAUACUUGUUUAUAUUAAUAUAUGGAAUAAUUUUCCUUCAAACUAACAUAUGAUUAUGACAUUUUCCUUUAGAUAGCAAUGACAGUGGUAAUUUGUUUUUUUUAAUUGAUUGAAAUAUCAUUAUAAACGAUAUUAGAAUUUACAUAUGUAUUCUUAAGUUGCUGCAACGUUUAAUAACAAUAUAUCCAACACAUAAAAAAUAAAACUUUUAACAUUUUCAAUUCAUGCAUAGCAUGAAAAGGGGAGCUAACAUCAAUUCUAAGUUACAUUUAUCUUUAAAUACCUUGUCGAAUGUCUAACUAUGAUAAAAUAAAAAAGACAAUAUAUAUAAAAUUAUC
Mytilus californianus (California mussel) is the source of this 1954-nucleotide messenger RNA. RefSeq lists its product as uncharacterized. Bases 562 to 1458 code for a protein of 298 amino acids. NCBI's taxonomy places the organism in Eukaryota, Metazoa, Mollusca, Bivalvia, Mytilida, Mytilidae. The transcript has 7 exons. The record is from RefSeq and is a predicted model, not a curated record.